Verruconis gallopava is the source of this 3101-nucleotide messenger RNA. RefSeq lists its product as uncharacterized. The coding region runs from base 154 to 2784 and encodes 876 amino acids. Gene Ontology annotation, cellular component: exocyst; cytoplasm. Gene Ontology annotation, biological process: Golgi to plasma membrane transport; exocytosis. The transcript is spliced from 2 exons. NCBI's taxonomy places the organism in Eukaryota, Fungi, Ascomycota, Dothideomycetes, Venturiales, Sympoventuriaceae. The record is from RefSeq and is a predicted model, not a curated record.
CCGCAGCUGUGCGGAUUGUCCCCCCGAGACCAGUAUCGAAGCCACGCAAACACACCAAGGAUCACUGUUGAGAUUGAAUUCACGCGAUCAGCUCUCCCUGGCGCGCUGUCGCAUGUCCCACGCGUAAUCCCAUGACUGCUAGGUAGCGACACAAUGCCCCCGCGUCCAGCGGAGCGAGACUCGCGCCUCUCGAUCGGCGCCCGCAAUGUGCCCAGCUUCAGCCUCGACACCUUCGCCAGCAAGGACUUUAUCGUCAAAGACUUUAUAGAGAACCUGUCCGAAUCCGCAAUCCAUCCAUCGGGUCGCCGCUCUGCUCCUGCAAGCACAGCAGCGUCGACAAAGGAGGCGUUCGACCCGAAACCUCUGAUUCGCGCCUUCGAGGCUACGCUCGCUCGACUGGGCUCCCUUUCUGAGGAACUGAAUGAGCAAGAGACUGAGUUGAGUGCUAGUGUACGACGUGCGGAAGCUCAGCAUAAUUCCAACGUGGCCAGCUUGAGCAAGAAGCUCGAACAGGCAAUAGAGCAGUUCAAUCGGUUAGACAACACGUUGAAUGGCAGCGAUGCUUCUGGCAGAGAUGGGCCGGACUCUGGAGGAGCUUUUGCGCUGAGAACGGGAGAACGGUUGGAAGAGUUGGAACGGCAGCAUAAACGAGCACAAGACGCAAAGUUCUUGAUACAGUGCUGGAACGAGGUCAGCGAGAAGAAUACGCUUGGUCCGCUCGAGGACAUGCGCCGGAGCGGAGGGAGCGACAAAAAAGUACGGUGUGCGAGUAUUGCGCAGCAGCUUCUCAAGAUCAGCCAUAGACUGGAUCCGGAGCCCACAGUGCGGCAGACAAACGGCACCAGCAAGAGCCUAGGUGUCAAUGGCACUUCAAACGGCAAUAGCAAGAGCCAAAACGGCAGCGCAAACAACAGACUGAGUUCCAAUGGUAAUGCGACCCGCGAAACUAUAGAGCGAUUCCUCGAAUCGCUCGAAAAAGACUUGCUUGAUCAGUUCGACGACCAUUAUCGUCGUCAGAACUUUGAAGGGAUGAAGGAGUGUGCCACGGCACUACGCGACUUUAAUGAUGGUGCUUCCGUCAUGGCGCUCUUCGUCAAUCAGCAUAAUUUCUUCAUUGACCGCAGCCAGCUCGUCACUGACGAAAUAGCUGGUGAUGAGGAGACCUGGGCACGGAUUGGAGACCCAGAUGCGGAGCCUCCUGGUGUCGAGCCGGGGCUGCAGGCACUGAUUGAUGAGGUUAGGCUUGUGCUGCAAGACGAGAGUUUUUACAUAAGACGGGCGUUUCCGUAUUAUGAGGAAGUGCUGACGAGAUUUUUGCAAAGGGUUUUCCAACAGCCAAUACAACAACGUCUUGAAAUGGUACUCCAGAAAGCCGAGUCGAUAUCUUCUCUGGCAUUUCUUAGGACGCUUCAGGCCUCACGGAGUUACAUCGGUGCCCUGGUGGACGAUCUGAAAGCCCACGGCCUAACCGAGCAUCCUGAACCUGCCUCAGCGCACAUCUCAUCCGUCCUUGACCAGCAAUUGGACGAUUUGUUCGUUCCGUAUCUGCUGGGCUCAUCGUACAUUGAACGCGAAAAGAAGUCACUGGAGGAGCUGUACUCGUCGCUGCUGCUUAAGUUCACCAUCUACCACUCAAGGCGGCAGAAGAAGCCGACCACCUAUCUGGACCGCCUCGGUCAGCGAGGCCGCCAACUUAUGGAUUCUGCGAGAGACGCCUAUAUGGAACGUUUGGAUUCAUCCGAGCUCUCAGCUUCGCAAAAAGCGAUGCUGCUUCGUAUUGCAGGCGUCAAAGACGAAACACCUGCCGGGGGUAAAGCCAAAGCCGAGAUCGAGGUCACAGAGGAGGACGGAAAGCUAAGUGUGGCUACCGCUAAACGCAUGCUACGUUGGCUGGCUGAGGGGGUAGGCCGUGGGUUGGAGCUGAGCAGCCCGACUGAAACGCCGAAAGAUGUGCAACAACUGCUCGGCCUUUUGUUCACUCAAAUGGGCGAAAUCUACCUCAACUCGGCGUUAGAGGCCACACUCGAGAUGACGAAUGCGCAGAAAAACAACACGAAAACGGACCCGGAUCUGGACUUUCUGCCAGACUUACGGACGUCGAUAUCAAUACUGCAUCUGCUACAAACAAGCGUGAGCACGAUGCUUUUGCCACUUGCCACCCCAAAUGUCACCGUGAGGCGGGAUAUUGAAAAGACGGCCACCAGCACGCUGAACACGCUCGAGAACAAAAUUUCCACCAUUCUGCAUGAGACUUUGGACACGGUCGUGGCCUGGGUGUACAAACUGCUUGCAAAUCAACGCAAGACGGACUUCAGACCCAGAGACGAGGAUUUAGCAAGUGCUAUUGAGUCUACGCCCACGUGCAAGAGCAUAACCACCUUCCUCACCAAGGUCCAACGCCUCGCUUCGCUCGCUUUGGACGGCGGCAACCUGUCCAAUUUUCUCGGGGAGGUUGCUUCGGCACUACGCGCCGCGCUCUUGGAGCACCUGCGCAAGUUCGUUGUCUCACUCACGGGCGGGCUAGUCGUCUCCUCCGACGUGACGAAGUACAACGAAUUGGUCAGAGGAUGGCCGCUGAAGGACACUGCGUUCGAAAAGGAGGGUGGCAUGGACAUCCUAGUGGAGGUAGCGAAUCUGUUCGUCAUCAGCCCGGACGCUCUCCGGGAGCGGCUACGGAGCAGUGCGGAGGCAGGGAAGGUGGAGGUCGCGGAAUUGAAAAAGUUUGUAGAGAGGAGAGAAGAUGCCGGCAGCGUCGGUGUGCAAGCUGUGCUGAGCGCUCUGUAAGAGUCGACAAUGCAUGCACUUGGGUCUGACAGCAUGGCUUGCACCUUUUUCUUGCGACAUCAAUGCGCAGCGCAGAGAUGGAGCCUCGUACUUGGUCACCGUUAUGCAUACGCGUUUUGCGAGUUGCGGUCAUAGCGUACGCCGUUGGAUUGGUUUUUAUUUUUUUUUUUUAAAAAAAAAAAAGAAAAAAGAAAAUUCGAAGAUUGCUGGUUCCAGAAGACUUUCGCUUUCUUGAUGCGACUGCAUUGGCACCAUGCAACACGAGCGGUUACCAGAGGGCCGUGAGUUUCACCUCUGCAGAGCGAGCAAACCUUGGG